Rattus norvegicus (Norway rat) is the source of this 4030-nucleotide messenger RNA. It is a transcript of the gene Dmrta1, whose product is annotated as DMRT-like family A1. Gene Ontology annotation, cellular component: nucleus. The record is from RefSeq and is marked provisional. Lineage: Eukaryota; Metazoa; Chordata; Mammalia; Rodentia; Muridae. Gene Ontology annotation, biological process: regulation of DNA-templated transcription. Gene Ontology annotation, molecular function: sequence-specific double-stranded DNA binding; sequence-specific DNA binding; DNA binding. The transcript is spliced from 2 exons. The coding region runs from base 114 to 1580 and encodes 488 amino acids.
GUGCGUGGAGCAGGACAGCGGGACCUAGGCCGGUCCUCAGCGGAUAUCUCUACAGGGUCGCUCUGGACAGCGCGCCCUUGCUGGUUUCCACUCCUCAGAAGCGACUUCUCACAAUGGAGCAAUUUCCUCGUAGAGACCGCAGUGGCGGGUGCCGACCCCAUCUGGGCCCAGGGCGGGCUGUUGCUCCCGCUUCGGCUGCGCGGUCGGUGUCGUCGGGGAUCCCGGUGUCCGCGACUUUCCUAAGGCCGCCUGGCCUUUUUCUGCGAUCCACCGCAAGUGCGGGUCGCGCAGGAUGCGUUCCGGGUCCUGGGCUGGAUAGGGCGUUGGGGGCGGUGGGCUGCGGCUACCCGCGGACCCCGAAGUGCGCCCGUUGUCGCAACCAUGGCGUGGUGUCAGCGCUCAAGGGCCACAAGCGCUUCUGCCGCUGGCGGGACUGCGCGUGUGCCAAGUGCACCCUGAUCGCCGAGCGCCAGCGUGUCAUGGCCGCGCAGGUGGCGCUGCGCAGGCAGCAGGCGCAGGAGGAGAGCGAGGCCCGUGGGCUGCACAGGCUCCUGUACCAGGGGCCAUCGGGGCCCGGGGCUCCAGCCUCGGGGGGCAGCGGCAGGACCGAGAGUCCCCAGGUUUUGAGUAGCCCCAUGACUGUAGCUGCUCUGGGAGCGGGUGCCUCUAGACACCCUGGGAGCCGGUCUGUCCCAGCUUUCGAGGUUUUCCAGCAAGAUUUUGCUGAGAGAAAGCAGGAACCAAAACAGAGUAACUGUGAGUCAUGCCAGAGUAGACACGAAGAACCAGUCUCCAACACUCAUCACCGUUCUCCGGGAUCAUCUAACGGUAAUGUUACCAUGGAGAAACAGGGCUUCAUGUCAUCUAUUUCAGAACAGUCGGACAAAUCGACCAUCAUCCUGUCUCCUUGCCCCACGGAUCAGUCAGGAGGAGAAGACAGCCCCAGGUCCUUCUCUUCCUCUGACCUGGAAUCAGGGAAUGAAAGCGAGUGGGCCAGAGACUACACUGCUACCACAGCCAGCCUUUCCACGGUGACCUCAAGACCACGAGACCCUCUCGGAAUUCUUACCAGGAUUUUUCCAGGUUACAAGCGUAGCCGCUUAGAAGGCAUCCUACAGUUCUGCAAGGGAGAUGUAGUCCAAGCCAUUGAACAGAUCUUAAAUGGGAAAGAACAUAAGCCAGACUGCAGGGACCUAGCACAUGCAGACUUGGAAAAUGCAGCCUUUCAGAGGGCUUCAGAUUUUAGUCUUGCUGGCAUUGGCUUUGGGACUCUAAAUAAUAAAUCAGCUCUCUCUCCUCUUGAAGCUGCGUCUGCUGCUUACGGAGGAGAUUCAUCUCUCUACAGUUUCAAUCCUAGGCUAGCUUUCAGCCCACUGCGCCUGGCAUAUUCUUCUCCAGGAAGAGCACUGUCUGGUUUUAUGUCGCCUUACCUAACGCCUGGACUCGUUCCAGCAUUGCCUUUUCGGCCAACUUUGGAUUAUGCAUUUCCAGGGAUGAUUAGGGAGCCGCCCCACCUUCCUAGCAAACAUUUAGUAACUGGUGGUAGACUGUAUUUCAGGCCCAAUCAGGAGCACCUGUAACAUAUUCACUCUACCAUUCUGUGGUGUUUCUGGAGCCAUGCAACACAUACACACACAGGCACGCACACACGCAUGUACGCACACACCCUUAUUAAUGUACUUCAAAGAGCAUAAGAAUGACCUCUCAGUCUUAAUUGCUAUUUUUCUAAGCAGUGUAAUAUAUUUUAGAUUUUCUUUAGCAUUUAUUAAAUCAAAAAGCAUUUAAUCAUUAUAUAUGCCUUGAAUAAACUUAUUUCAGGAAAUACUAUUAUUUUAAACUAAUGAAUUUUCUCCCUAAAUUAUCACUUUUAUUAUAAAGUCAUACAUGCUUUUAUUUUAUUGUACAGUUGGGGUUAUAGUUGUGAACAUGUGUAAAAAGAAAUUCGUAUGGCAGAAUAUGAACCAGGAGUGGGAGAUUGUGGUUAUUAUUCUAAAACAACUCUAUCUUCCCCUCUUCCUUUUUCCCUCCCGUCUUUUCCUCCUCCACCACAGAUGAGCCAGAAAUUGUUCCAAGUAUUUAAAAACAUUUUAUUUGCUGAUAAAUGACCAAUAGUAAGCAAUCCUAAUAAAUUUGAAUAUAUUUUUUGGAAUGUCCGUUUUUGUACUCUUUAGCUACUAUUUGUAGAAAGGAAAUAUUUUUGAAUGUUCUCUUUAAAGUUAUUGUAAAUGCACAAAGAACUUUAGGGUCAUAAGAAGCAAGACCCUGCCCUCUUCUGGCCACUAUCACAAACUGCAAUUCAGUUCUGAGAAAACAAGUGGUUUUCUAACUGUUACAGACUAACACGUUUGUGAAGUAACCAUUUUGGAUCAUGGUGUAUUUAUUUUCAUGUUUUGAAAUGUUUUCUCUUAAGGAUAAUUUUUGAGUAGCUUAUGCUUUUAUCUGGGGAUACAGUCCUUAUCAUUUGUUUUAGAUAACUUGUCACCCAUUCUCAAAGGUAAGAAGAAAUUAUUCAACAACCAAGUUAUCUGCUCAGAUAAAUAUCUACUGAUUCUAUAUAAAGUAUAUUUAAUGUAUUUAGUAGAGACAAAAUUUCCAAAGGUCAGUAAAACUUGCUGCCUUUAAAAACUUAGUGGUGUUCUAGAGUCUUAAGGCAUCCAUUUCUUUCCCCACCUGGAGCAUUUAAAAUCAUCCAUCUAGCAUUUCAAUUCAGCCACUGGGAAGCCCCAGGAAAAAACGGCUCAUGGAACACCUGUACAAUGUUUUCCUCAUGUGCCUUAAGUUUUAAACGGACAAUGGCUUCACUGUAUUGUGGAGAAUAAUGAAGACUCAGAUGUGGUAGGAAUUGGAGAUAUCUUUAUCUGAGCAGCAAGAAUCACUAGACAUUUUUUAAAAUUAUUUUUACAUAUGUGUGUCCUUUCCACUAAGCUAAUAAGUUUUCACAGUGUAUUUUACCAAAAAAAAAAAAAAUCUAAUGCAUGACUGGAGAGUAUCUCAUGCUGAUUUGGAAUGCAACGUGUUUAACAAUUUGCAUAAAUGUUAAUGGAGCAGGAUGGAGGAACAGUCUGUAAAAUGUAGGUGGAUACACUGCUCACCUUUUGUGUGCAAAACAAAAUGGAGAAACCCUUCAGGCUCAGAGCCUGAAUACUGUACGAAGUCUGGCAACCAAUUGCUCUGCAGCCAACAUAUAUUAAGAUCAGACUGAUUUUGGAUGAUGGCUCUUUCAACCAAAUGAUUCUACCAAGUGGCCCGUUAGUACACGACUGUGAGUAGUUUCCUGAGAUUCUAUGUCUCCUAAAAUGUAUUCAGAUCAGGACACUUGGUGACCCUAGAGUUGUUUUUAUUUUAUGAAUCUACUAUCUACAUUCUAUUUUUGAGAUACAGUAGAUCCUGUUCAGGACGUCAAAUGUACAGUAUGAUGUAAAGAGAGCUUUAGUAAAUGGCAGAAAUCUGGAUGAAAAGUACAGCAAUUCUAGCAUUGCUGGAUUCUUCAUAAAAUUAACAUAACAAUGUGAGCAUAUUGGCUGUGUGGUGAUGGCCACCUUUAAUCCCAGCAUUCAGAAGGCAGAGGCAGAUAAAUCUCUAAGUUAAAGGCCAGCCUGGUCUACAAAAUGAGCUCCAGAACAGCCAUGGCUACAUAGAGAAACUCUGUCUUAAAAACAAAACAAAACAAACAAUAACAAAAACAUGUGGACAUAUUAUUUUAAUUAUCUAAAUAUUAAGUUAAUUUUCAUGAUGCACUAUAUAGUCUAAACAAUUCAUACCACUCUUAAGACCUAAAUAACUUUAUAAAAUAGGAAAUUCUUCCAACUACCAGCUAGACAUUGAGGAAACCGAAGCUCAGAUCUGUAUAAUCAGUCCCAAGGGUAAUAAUAGUAUGAGUUACCAGGAAGGCUUUCUUACUUUAGUAAUUUGAGACUGUUAGAUAUGAGAAAGGAUUAUGCAUGUUUCGUUGCAGCUUUGUGUGGUGUCUGAUGCAUAAUAUGUGGCAAAUAGUACCUCAUUAUUUACUGAUUAAUAAAAGUAUUAGAUG